Messenger RNA from Triplophysa dalaica, 583 nucleotides. It is a transcript of the gene selenoe, whose product is annotated as selenoprotein e. The transcript is spliced from 4 exons. The record is from RefSeq and is a predicted model, not a curated record. NCBI's taxonomy places the organism in Eukaryota, Metazoa, Chordata, Actinopteri, Cypriniformes, Nemacheilidae.
GAUACGUGCAGGUGUUCGUCCUGCAAGAGCAGGAUGUGGCUCAAACUGGUGACUCUUGUGAUUCUGUGUGCCACAGGCAAAACAUCUGAAAAUGUUGCAGAAAGCGUUGGUGAGGAGAAGGAGCUCAUCAUUGCCAGAGGAAAACUUCUAGCUCCCAGCGUUGUUGGAUGAUCCAUAAAGAAAAUGCCAGAGCUCUAUGAAUUCCUCAUGAAGCGAUGGGCAUUGUAUCACAACCUGGAAUACGAGUCAGGAGAGGAUAAAAAACCACGGCUGAUCUUCUACAAUGACAAAGACGAGGAGGUCAAGGUUGUGCCUGUGAAAAAGAUGAAGGCAGAUGAGAUCAGCAGCUUGCUGGAUUCUCUUGGUUUCUAUAAGAGGUCACAGAAAGGUGAGGAGGUCCCAGACAACUUCAAACAUUUCCCUUUAAAAGCGCCACGGGAUGAACUAUGACGCCUGCUGGUUUAAGAUGGUACAGCAGCCUGCUAAACAUGACGUCCUGGAUCUCAAGACUUUACACAGUCAGACUCUGGACUGACACAAAGAUGGCAGUUUGUUUUACCACUAGUUUUACUACUUGUCUUAA